Molecule: messenger RNA, 3842 nt
Organism: Pimephales promelas (fathead minnow)
Lineage: Eukaryota; Metazoa; Chordata; Actinopteri; Cypriniformes; Leuciscidae
Source: RefSeq, a predicted model, not a curated record
AUGGAGAAGACAUGCGGAGUGGAGUUUCGCAAUGUCGGAAGUUGCUACUUCCCACAGAGCAGAGUGGACUGCCACUACACCAUAAACUCACAGCACACAUGGGCCAGUAAUGACUGGAUUGGACUAUUUAAAGUUGGCUGGUCGUCAAUCAAGGAGUACCAUACAUUUGUGUGGGCAGUAGCACCAUCCAACUACAAAGAGGGGACCUCCGUGAACUGCUGUGUUAAUUUCCAAGCAUCCUACCUACCAGGGCCUAGUACUCAGCAGUACCAGUUUGUGUAUGUGGAUGGAAGGGGAGAGGCUUGUUCGCGCAGCACUGCCUUUACCUUCUCAGCCCCAAAGCCCAUGGAGGAGCUGAUGACUCUGGAGGAGGAGGGGCAAGGAGAGGAAGUGGGCGAAGACAUGUUGCUGGUCAUCCCCAGAGCCCAGCUACUGCAGAGACGUCUGCAGGAGUGUUUGAAGGAGCGUGCUGAGCUGCUCCAGGCUCUUGAAGCAGCAGACCAGAACGUAGAGCGGGAGAAAGGCAGGAGAGAGAGAGACAGAAGCUCCUGGGAGCAGAGCCGCAAGGAGCUGGAAAGGAAGAUCGGCGAGCUGAAGGAGGAAGUGAGAGAAUAUAUAGAGAAAGUAGAGGAGAUGAAGAAGAAGCAGAAGGAAGCUGAGGAUUUAGGUGAGGCCCUGACAGAGGAGAAGAGAGCCCUGCUAACUCAAAAAGAAGCUAAUGAGCAGCGAAUCAGAGAGCUAGAAGAGGACAUUAAAGUACUGACCCAGAGAGGACUGGAAAGAGAGACUGACCUAGAAAGGUUAAGGGAACGGGCCAAGAAAGCAUCAGCUCAGAAGAAGGAAGAUGAGGAUGAACGCGAGAACCUGAAGUUAAAGAUGGAACGAACAGAGAAAGAGCUGCACAGUCUUUCAUCAGAGUUUCAGAGUCUGAGAAGUUCACUGGCCCAGAGAGAUACACAUGCUCUACAGCUCCGAGACACCAUCACCACCCUCACACACAAACUCAACAGCGCUCACAGGAAGGAGGCAGCCAAUGAAGUGGCAUUGAGUGAACUUCGGAGUGUUCAAGAGCGCCUGAACGUGAGUGAACGCUGUGUGGAGACUCUGAGGGGGGAGCUGAGAGACAUGGUUGCUCAGAGGGACACCACACACGCCGAGCUCCAUCAGGCCCGUCUGCAGGCCGCACAACUCACACUUCAGCUGGCAGAUGCAAGCCUCUCUCUGAGAGAGGGCAGAGCCAACUGGGCACAGGAGAGAGAGACCCUGCAGCAGAACACUGAGAUAGACAAAGUCCGCCUGGAACGCCUUAAUGACGAGAUCCAGCAAAAGGAGGCGAUGUUGCAAGAGGCAAGGAUGGAGAGAGAAAAAGCAGUAGUGGAGCUGGGACGAGAGAAAGACUGCAAUCGGGUUCAGUUAAGCGAGACUCGUCGUGAGCUGCAGGAGCUGAAGGCCAGUCUCAGAGUGGCUCAGAAAGAGAAGGAGCAGCUGCAGACAGAAAUACAGGAAGUGAUGGAGUACAGCCGUCAGCUGGAGAGAAGGCUGGAGGUGCUGAGCGAUUCUAAAUGGAGUGAGACGGCCCUGCUGCAGAGCAGUCAAGCAGAAAGCCCACUGCUGUCAGAUUCUGAGGAUGAGAACCCCGAGGCCUUGCAGGACGCACACUCUUCUGGGUCUCUGAACCACUACAGUCUGUGUGAGCAGCCCCAGGCCGACCUGCUGCUCCCGGCCACCCCGCCACCCUCUCCCAGACACCCCUCCAGCAUGAACAUGGUGGUCAUCAGCCAACCUGCACCCCUCUCAUCUCCACACCAGCCCAGUGCUCACACACACACUCACAGCUCUGAGUCGGAGGAGGAGUACGAGGCUGCUUUGUCAGGAGGACACAGCUCUGGAGAGGAGACAGCUCUUCUCCUGCCUGACAACAGAGACGCUACCCUCGGAGAUCUGGCAGAGAGUCCCCUGUGGUGAGAAGCAGAACUGCAGGACCGGAGGGCCAGUGCAGCGUGGAUGGCUUUGCACUAGUGCAACAUGUGUUACGAGUUUUGUAUUUAGAAGCAUUUGCGCUUUACAUUAUAUUGACAUGAGUAUUUAAAUAUGCAAUUUGCUUUACACUUUAUAUGCACUUAGAAUAUGCAUAAGCAAUUAGACCUCUCUAUGUCGCACGCAGUUUUACAGUAACUUGCACGGACGUGUUAUUUUACACAUGUCAACUGACAAGCAGAAAGUGUCUGUAACGAGUAGAUCAAGGGAAAGGUUGUAUUUACGGCUGAGGAAAUAAUGUGUGCGUUUCUGUGUGUGUGUGUUAGGGUCUUGAUUUUCGUGUGUUUUAUCUGAGUUCUGUCGUAAGGCUUGUAUGGAUAUAACAAUUACCAUUAAUCUGCAUCAGCAAUAAUGCAAAGCACAAUGUCAUCAAGAUUUUUUCAGAUUUUAAAUGCAAGAUUUAGUUCGGGUGCUCUUCAUUUUGUGGGUCUUGUGGUAGAAGUAUUUUGAAAUUUUGUUUGUUUGAAGAAAGGCAAUGAUUAUGUGCAAUGGGCUACACCAGUGACUGAUCCUUCUGUUUAGAUGUAAGAGUAAAGACUGGCACUUUUGAUUCCUGUCAGGAAGUUUACCAUCAUCCUCAUGUAAAAUUCAUAUGUGCAAGAUCUUCUUUGAAGGAAAUCCACUUGAGCAUGGAGACUGGGGAUAUUAGAAACAGUUAGUUAUUAUAAUGAAUUUAUUACAUUUAAUCCCUCAAUUUAUAUUUGCUGCUUUAUCUUAGUUUCCUGCAUUGUAUUGAAACACUACUUGACAUUAAGGAUGAAAUUACUAUUUGUAUGCAAAAUGUACUUAAACAGCUUAACUACUUAAUGUUCCUCUUUGGGUUUGAGAUACAUUAGAAACUUUUUACAGUACUGUAAGAAGGUUUUUUUUAUAUAUAUUUGAAGGUAUGAAUUGAACUGUUUUAAAUUGUGCCUCACUAAAAUCAAGAAAUCUCAUGUUUAAUGUGUGAUGGCUUCAGGUUGAUCAUGUGGAGAACAUUAUUUGGCCAUCUUUAAACUUUGGUGAUGCUCUUUACCUGAGGUAAAAUUACAUUUUAAUUACAUUCACAGGGAGAGUAUUUUAAUGCAUAUAUUUAAAAGUGAGAUAAUGAAGGGGAAUAUUAUUUAAAAAAAAAAAAAAAGGUAUCAUACAUUGAAAUGUUUUUUUUUUUUAAGUUUGAAACAUUUUCCGGUUGAGCUCACUGUACUUACAGAACCUCUGUUUGGUUGAUUUGUUCUUGCCGUUUACUGUAGGGUUGAAGUUUAAAUAGCACCUUUAUGUUAUUUGCCUUUUAUACAACAUGUCAUAAUCUGUAUUGACUUUAAAAGUGAUGUUACCAUUACACCUCACUGAAACAGCAGUCACUUUGUAUUCAUCAUCCCACUGUAUUUGUAUUGUGCACUGGUCACUGUAGAGACUCUAGAGACUUUUAGUAUAUCUGAGAUUGAAAAAACAUUUCUCAUUUUCAUGAUACACUUCACCUGAAAUGUAACCUGAAAGUUUGAUCACCCAGUACACGCAAAAACCUUUGACAGCAAAAUUUGUUAUUCCUGCUAGCCACUAUACUACAACCGUAAACCUGUUUAUGGCAGGGAACAUGUUAAGAUUAGUCCUAAGUAAUGGUUGUCCACUUUCAUGAGUUUCAGUAAUGUUUAAGAAACAUUGUCUUUAAGAACACAAGUCAUUUCAGGGCAACACAAUCAGAGAAUUUGAUUUAUUGUUUGCUUUUUAUGUAGUUAUUCCUACUUUCACUUAUCUAACUUGUUUUUAGGUUAUGUCGUUCUGUUCAGGAUGUGGGAUGGGUUUCAUUAAAAAAAAAUCAUCAA